This is a messenger RNA of Annulohypoxylon maeteangense, 2641 nucleotides long. Its product is annotated as N-terminal nucleophile aminohydrolase. The record is from RefSeq and is a predicted model, not a curated record. Bases 527 to 2329 code for a protein of 600 amino acids. The transcript is spliced from 3 exons. Gene Ontology annotation, biological process: protein maturation. NCBI's taxonomy places the organism in Eukaryota, Fungi, Ascomycota, Sordariomycetes, Xylariales, Hypoxylaceae. Gene Ontology annotation, molecular function: threonine-type endopeptidase activity.
ACUCGGUAUCAAUUCUUCUAUCUUUGGCCACGCUCAAUCUCAAAUUUCAAGACGGUUCAUCUAUCGUGAAGUUUAGCUUCAACGUUUUUAACCCCACGCCAUUACCUACAUGAAUCGCCAUUUUCAUCCAGCAUCCAAAUUCCUCUAUUGCCAAGGUGCUUACAGUGUUCAAGCUUUCUCUCUGGGUCCAUAAACGGGAGCACGUUAACGACUUUCCAUCAGAAACUUACGUAUGCUCUUGGAUCUGCUCCAGUGCCAGAGUAACCCUAGUUAUUCGAUUGGUUAGACAAACGUUAGAAAUACAUUCCAUAUUUCACAAUCGCCAGUCCAAAUAUUAGGCAAACUAUCUCUCUUUGGGCAAACAGAAACUCGUACACACUUUAGGACGUCCGCACACCCAUUCCGCUCGUUCAGCACUUGGUGAUUAGGUCUGUCUAAUUGAGGGUAAGAGAAGACUCCACAACAGCAAUCAGUUGCUAUCGCAAGGUUGGUGUCUUCCACGAUAGUAGUAACCUUGCGUUACAGCAUGGACCGCCCCAACUCCCAAGACAUUACUGGCUCAGAUCGACACGAGACGGUUGAUGAAAAUGAUGAUAUUGACAAUUUACCUGGGAAUAACAAACGUCAAAGAUCCCUGCCAUCGGAUAGUGGUAUUAUCCCGUCUUUAGAUGGAGCGGCAGAUCGCUGGGGGAAGCGUAGGAAAUUACCGGUGUCAGCUAUUUUCAUCCAUGCUGGAGCCGGCUACCACAGCGCCAAUAACGAGCAUAUCCACCUAGCGGCAUGUAGCGAAGCCGCUCGGCUCAGUAUAAAACUCCUGCGGUCGGGGCAUUCGGCUAUUGACGCUGUCGAGGCUGCUAUCAAAGUCCUUGAGGACAAAGAGAUCACAAAUGCCGGCUACGGAAGCAACCUCUCAAUCGACGGAACAGUAGAAUGUGAUGCUACACUAGUUGAUCACCUUGGUCGAAGCGGGGCUUGCGGUGCAGUGCCGAAUAUCAAAAACCCCAUUACCUUGGCCAAGGUCAUCCUUGAGUGUAGCAGCAGGCCUCUCUCUUUACGCCGCGUCCCUCCUAAUCUGCUUAUCGGAGACGGCGCCAAAGAAUUCGCUCACGAAUCGGGUAUGGGAUUAAUCCCUAACGAGUAUCUCGUGUCGAGAAACGCCCGGGACCGUUAUGUCAGAUGGCAGGAAGAUCUGAGACGGGCCGAGGGUAAAGAAUCCUCGACGCUGGAAACCAGUGGAUACGAUCAAAUCGUCGUCAGCACCCUUAACGCUGAACCUUGCCACCGGGACCACACGAAUGCCAUACUAACUGGGACUUGGAAUGAAGGCCAGCCGGAUUCACCAGUAUCGCCUUCGCCAUGGGAAAGUGGUCCUCAUUCGCACACUAAUUCGCCUGUGCCAAUCAGAGUCGGAAUCUCGCCACAAACCUCGCCCGGAACCUUGGUCGAUCGCAAUCCAUUUAAUUUUCUCGGUUCGGCUCUCUCCAGCUCAAAGAAUUCAGCGGCAAAGGUGGCAUCGCCAACCCCGAAACGCCCCCGGUUCGUUUCCGGGCCGAGCAACGAAUCAUUGAAAUCGAAUUCCAGCACGUCAACACCCAAUAAUACCACCGGAGCAGCAUAUCAUGACGGUGCUGGUUCGGAUGCCUCCUCGGUGCCUUUCUCAUAUACAAGUAAAAAUGCUCUCAAUACCAUAGUGCCCCAAAUAAAAGUAGACAAGCCGUCACGAGACUGGGCUACCAAAGGCCAAAAAAUAAAGGACGAUGGUGUCGACAAGAUCACCGACACAGUUGGUGCAAUCGCAAUCGAUCAGUUUGGGAGGAUUGCGGCUGGGUCAUCUUCAGGCGGCAUUGGAAUGAAACAUCGAGGACGAAUCGGCCCGGCAGCCUUGGUGGGAAUUGGAACAGCCGUCAUUCCGGCCGACGUGCAGGAUCAAGACGGUAUGGCCGUUGCCGCUGUGACGAGCGGCACAGGAGAACAUAUGGCUACUACGAUGGCGUCCCAGAAAUGCGCGGAACGCAUAUUUCAAGGCACACGACGAGGGCCGGGCGGAAAAGACAUGCCUGAAGAUGACGAGAGUGCCAUUCUCCAAGGCUUUAUCGUCAAUGACUUUCAGGAACACCCAGGUGUUAAAAAUUCCUCCUCGGCUGGAGCCAUCGGCGUCAUGGCCGUAAAGAAAAGCUCCUCUGGGUAUUACCUGUAUUUCGCGCACAACACGGAGUCAUUUGCCCUAGCCUCAAUGGGUUCCAACGACCGUGAACCUCUAUGCGUCAUGUCACGCGUCGUCGAAGGGAGUUCCGUCAUUGCUCAAGGGGCUAGGAAGAUUCGCCUUUGAGUUGGUCGCAUUGACGCACUCGACGGUUGGUCGAUAUAAAACCUGUCAGAUCGAACCAAUUCCGUUCCCUUUCACAGAUUCAUCAACUUACUUCCCACUACAAAUCCAUCCACUACCUGGUCUACCUUUCAACUCGAUUCGUCCUCAAACCUCACUUUAUCCUCAUUAUCUGUAAACCUAGAUUGGGGGUGGAUUACAUUGCAUUGGGAUUGGUGUUCUUGAGAUACCCUUAGAUGGUCGUUUUUCACCAUCGGCCGACGCCGUAUCUGUCUUCACCCUGGAGAAAUUGUCAUCUUCGAGCCGUGAUCAACU